CGGCCGCCUGGUGAACUGGACUUUGUGCUUUAUAGACACUCUUUUGGGCACGUCCUCUUCGAGCCGCCCCGCCCCGCCCCGCCCCGCCCCGCCCCGCGAGGUGCCCACAUCAAGGCAGGGCAGACACCAGGGCAUGGAGAGCGGGGUCCCGAAGACACGACAGCACGCGGCCUGACCUCCCCCCGGACCUCGCCGAGGGGUCCAUGGACGCGCACCCGUGGGCGGGCCUUGGGCGUGAGGGCGGUACGGACAACCCGGAGGUCGGCGAGCGGCGGGACACCGGCGAAGGCGAGGGCCAGCCUCGCGCUCGGCCUCGCUCAGGCUGCGCGCGCGCGCUCCCGCUGCAGCCCGGGCCGCGCUUGCCCCGCCUCUCGGCCCCGGUCCCGGAGCCCGGUCUGAGGUCGGCGGCGGCCGGAGGGACCAUGAGCGGAGCGGCGCGGGCGGGCCCGGCCCGGCUCGCCGCGCUCGCGCUGCUGACAUGCAGCCUGUGGCCGGCUCGGGCCGACAACGCGAGCCAGGAAUAUUACACGGCGCUCAUCAACGUGACGGUGCAGGAGCCCGGCCGUGGCGUCCCGCUCACGUUCCGCAUCGACCGCGGGCGAUACGGGCUCGACUCGCCCAAGGCCGAGGUCCGCGGCCAGGUGCUGGCGCCGCUGCCCAUCCACGGAGUUGCUGAUCAUCUGGGCUGUGAUCCUCAAACACGAUUCUUUGUUCCUCCUAAUAUCAAACAGUGGAUUGCCUUGCUGCAGAGGGGAAAUUGUACAUUUAAAGAGAAAAUAUCACGGGCUGCUUUCCACAAUGCAGUUGCUGUAGUCAUCUAUAAUAAUAAAUCCAAAGAGGAGCCAGUCACCAUGACUCAUCCAGGCACUGGAGAUAUUAUUGCUGUCAUGAUUACAGAAUUGAGGGGUAAGGAUAUUUUGAGUUAUCUGGAGAAAAACAUCUCUGUACAAAUGACAAUAGCUGUUGGAGCUCGUAUGCCGCCAAAGAACUUCAGCCGUGGCUCCCUAGUCUUCGUGUCAAUAUCCUUUAUUGUUUUGAUGAUUAUUUCUUCAGCAUGGCUCAUAUUCUACUUCAUUCAGAAGAUCAGGUACACAAAUGCACGCGACAGGAACCAGCGUCGUCUUGGAGAUGCAGCCAAGAAAGCCAUCAGCAAAUUGACAACCAGAACAGUAAAAAAGGGUGAUAAGGAAACAGACCCUGACUUUGAUCAUUGUGCAGUCUGCAUAGAGAGCUAUAAGCAGAACGAUGUUGUCCGAAUUCUCCCCUGCAAACAUGUUUUCCACAAAUCCUGCGUGGACCCCUGGCUUAGUGAACAUUGUACCUGUCCUAUGUGCAAACUCAAUAUUUUGAAGGCCCUGGGAAUUGUGCCAAAUUUGCCAUGUACUGAUAACGUAGCAUUUGAUAUGGAAAGGCUCACCCGAACCCAGGCAGUUAACCGAAGAUCAGCCCUUGGUGACCUUGCCAACGACAACUCCCUUGGCCUUGAGCCACUUCGAACUUCGGGGAUAUCGCCUCUUCCUCAGGAUGGGGAACUUACUCCUAGAACAGGAGAAAUCAACAUUGCAGUAACAAAAGAAUGGUUUAUUAUUGCCAGUUUUGGCCUCCUCAGUGCUCUCACACUCUGCUACAUGAUCAUCAGAGCCACAGCUAGCUUGAAUGCUAAUGAGGUAGAAUGGUUUUGAAGAAGAAAAAGACUGCUUUCUGACUGACUGCCUUGAAGGAAAAAAGAACCUAUUUUUGUGCAUCAUUUACCAAUCAUGCCACACAAGCAUUUAUUUUUAGUACAUUUUAUUUUUUCAUAAAAUUGCUAAUGCCAAAGCUUUGUAUUAAAAUAAAUAAAUAAUAAAAU
Molecule: messenger RNA, 1849 nt
Organism: Chrysochloris asiatica (Cape golden mole)
Lineage: Eukaryota; Metazoa; Chordata; Mammalia; Afrosoricida; Chrysochloridae
Gene: RNF130
Product: ring finger protein 130
Exons: 9
Coding region: 204-1682 (492 amino acids)
Source: RefSeq, a predicted model, not a curated record